AUGGGGAUCGCAUUUGGGCAAAAUCUUCGGGCACAAUCUGCGCCUAUGUUACAACAACCCCUGAUAGAUCCCGUUGCUUUGGCGCUGGGGCCCGUAAAAGUGCAUUGGUAUGGCCUGACUUAUUUGCUGGCCUUUACGCUGUUUUACCUAUUGGCGCUCAGGCGUUUGAGGCAUCAGCCUUAUCCCCGCCUACUGGGGGCCAAUGGGCAGGCGGUAUGGACGCGUCAAACGAUAGAGGAUUUACUGUUUUACGGUAUGUUGGGCGUGAUUUUAGGUGGGCGUUUUGGCUAUUGCUUAUUCUAUAAGCCCUUGUAUUAUUUGCAUCAUCCGCUAGAGAUAUUGAUGGCCUGGCAGGGGGGCAUGAGCUUUCAUGGAGGGAUGCUGGGGGUUUUGUUUGCCAUGUACUUGUUCGCGCGCAAACAGGGGCGCAGUUUUUGGGAAGUCACGGACUUUAUCGCCCCUUGUGUGCCUACGGGCCUGGCGGCUGGGCGUAUAGGAAACUUUAUCAAUGGGGAGCUGUGGGGGCGAGUGGCUGACCCCAGUUUGCCUUGGGCCAUGGUGUUUCGCGAUCCCGCAGCCGGUGGCCUGCCGCGCCAUCCUUCAUCCAUGUACCAAUUUUUGGGUGAGGGCCUGUUGCUAUUCGUGUUGCUGUGGUGGUAUGCAGCAGCGCGCGAACGUAAGCUCGGUGAGGUUUCAGCUCUGUUUUUGGUCGGCUAUGGUCUUAUGCGUUUUGUCGCAGAAUACUUUCGUCAACCGGAUGCGCAUCUGGGCUUUCUGACCCUGGGUUUAAGUAUGGGGCAGUGGUUGUGCGUGCCCAUGAUUGUUUUGGGCUUGAUAUUU
Messenger RNA from Darwinula stevensoni, 840 nucleotides. Lineage: Eukaryota; Metazoa; Arthropoda; Ostracoda; Podocopida; Darwinulidae. The record is from the annotation of a GenBank genome assembly.